UCUUAAAAAUGGCCUCUAUCCACAGUGUAACAAAUGGAGACACUGGAAAUUAUGUUGAUAUUGAUGGUCAUAGAGUGAGGAAAUACGAUCUAAAGCUUUUGAGGAUUCCACAACUCGACUACAAUGAACCUCGAGUGGAAUCGAUGAUCGCAAGUGAGGAACCAGUGCUCCUAAAAAACUCAGAUAUUAUAGGAACAGCUCUUAAAUGGGACUUGAACUAUCUCAAAGAGAACCUUGGCCAAGGAUCUUUCACUGUUUAUUCUUCUAAAACACAUAAGUUCAUGUACUGUGAUGACAAACGAGCUAAAGAUUGGCCUAACUUUGAUCCACCAACCCAGAGAACUGACAUGAAAUUUGAAAACUUUUGUACAAGAAUAUCCAACUUCAAACCUUCAGACACUCGUUUGUAUUUGCAACAGAUGCUCAAUGAUUCUGUUGGAAAAAAUAUAGUUAGAGACUUUCUUGGCUUCAGAUGGAGCUGGCUCUCAAAUAUUCAGAAGAAAAUGAACUGGGGAUCACUUACUUCUAAUCUUCUUCUAAUCGGCUUACCUGGUAAUAUUACACCUGUUCAUUAUGAUGAACAACAGAACUUCUUUUGUCAAGUGACAGGAUAUAAGAGAGUUAUUCUAUUUCAUCCAGACCAAUUUCAAAGUCUGUAUCCAUUUCCUUUGUAUCAUCCCUGUGACAGGCAAAGCCAGGUUGAUUUUGACAAUCCAGAUCAUAAGAGAUUUCCAAAGUUCAGAUAUGCAAAAGGUUUUGAAGUCAUAGUUGGUCCUGGAGAUGUACUAUACAUACCAAUGUAUUGGUGGCACCAUGUGGAAUCAACAGUGAAUGGAGGGAUCACCACAUCUGUCAAUUUUUGGUACAAGGCCGGCCCAACUCCAAGCCAGAUAAGUUAUCCACUAACUUCACAACAGAAAGUGGCUGUUAUGAGAAAUAUUGAAAGAAUGCUGGGAGAAGCUUUAGGAGAUCAAAACCAGAUUGGUCCACUUUUGAAUUGCAUCGUAAACGGACGUUAUACAGAAACAAAUGAAGAUGCAGAGGAGAAUUAUACAGAGACAAGCACUUGAUAAGUCAAUUUUGCUUCGUGAAAAUCAAACAUGAGACAUGCAGAUGAGUCAGACAUAUCUGGAGCUAGAUUUGCAAGUUAGAGUUUCUUUGCUAAAUGAUCGAGGCUCAUCGAGCUUUGGUGAUUAUUCUAUCACUAGAAAUGUAUGUAACAUCGUUUGCCUUUUGAUGAAGGUCAUCAUCAUUAAUGCAGAAAAUAGCAAACCUAAGUCCAUUGAGAAGGUUAGUGUAAACCUUCCUUGAAGCAAAAGGUAUCUUCCCGUUAGAGUGCUUUUUGAUGGAGUCAAAUUAUAACCAAAACCGAAGUAGUCACAAUAGCCAAUCAGAAGAAGAAAAAUACCUUAAAGAGCCAAUGAGAACUCAACAUAAAAACAACAAACUGCCUAAGGCGCGGGAAAGCGCAGACGACCAAGUGGUGAUUUGUUUUAGUUUUGUAUCUGAUUUAGAGAGUGGCGCGAGAUUUCUGGACCAAUCACAGAGCGAAGUAAAGAAA
Messenger RNA from Stylophora pistillata, 1561 nucleotides. RefSeq names its product hypoxia-inducible factor 1-alpha inhibitor. Gene Ontology annotation, cellular component: cytoplasm; nucleus. Gene Ontology annotation, biological process: negative regulation of Notch signaling pathway. Gene Ontology annotation, molecular function: [protein]-asparagine 3-dioxygenase activity; peptidyl-histidine dioxygenase activity; ankyrin repeat binding. The record is from RefSeq and is a predicted model, not a curated record. Lineage: Eukaryota; Metazoa; Cnidaria; Anthozoa; Scleractinia; Pocilloporidae.